This is a messenger RNA of Astrephomene gubernaculifera, 2726 nucleotides long. The record is from the annotation of a GenBank genome assembly. Lineage: Eukaryota; Viridiplantae; Chlorophyta; Chlorophyceae; Chlamydomonadales; Astrephomenaceae.
UGGGACUAGGGACCGCAAAGUUCUUAAAUUACAAUUGGGCGAAGUGGGAUAAUAUAUUUUCAGAGCUUUGGCAAAGAAGACGAAUCAAUGGCUGGGCUUGCGAAGCUGGAGCUUGAAGUGAAGGACAGUCUACAUAAGCUUGCUUAUCCUGCAAAGCCUUGGGUGAAGAGUGUGGACGCACCUGACGGCAGCAAGUGUUAUGAUGUCGUGAUCGUUGGUGGUGGUCAGUGCGGUCUUACAGCGGCAUUUGGGCUAAUGCGAGACCAGGUUACGAACAUAUUGGUCCUCGACGAAAAUGAGCCCGGGAAAGAGGGACCCUGGAUCACGUACGCGCGAAUGGUAACACUGCGCACAAACAAGGCGCUUACAGGCCCUGACUUGGGAAUCCCGGCCCUGACCUUCCAGUCGUACUACGAGGCCAAGUAUGGAGCGGAGGCCUGGGAGCGGUUGGAGAAGAUUCCACGCGGAGAAUGGAUGGACUAUCUUGUGUGGUACCGCCGCGUGCUGGUGCUGCCGGUGCGCAACUCCGCCAAGGUGGACCUCAUCCGCCCGCUGCCGGUGGAGCGAGGCACCAUGUUCGAACUGCGCCUCAAGAGUCCCCCCGGGGAAGCAGAGGGGGCUGCGGAGGGAACAGACACGGUGUAUGCGCGCAAGGUGGUGCUGGCCACGGGCAUCCAGGGCGGCGGCGAGUGGCACGUACCCGCCUUCAUCCGCCAGGCGCUCCCCCGAUCCGCCUUCGCACACACGGCGGAGGCCAUCGACUGGGGUGCGCUGCGGGGCAAGCGGGUGGCGGUGCUGGGGGGCGGGGCGUCGGCGUUCGAUAACGCGCAGUACGGGCUGGAGCAGGGCGUGGGAGAGGUUCACGUGUUCGUGCGGCGGCCCGAGCUGCCUCGCAUCAACCCCAUCCGCCACAUGGAGUUUGCGGGCUUCCUGCGCCACUUCUCCGACCUGGACGACGCCACCAAGUACAGCGCCAUCAACUUCUUCCUGCAGUACAACCAGCCGCCCACCAACGACACCUUCACCCGCGCCGCGCGCUUCCCCAACUUCCACCUCCACACGGGGGCGCCCUGGCAGAGCCUGGCCAUGGAGGGAGACCAGGUCCGCGUUGUCACCCCCCGCGGCUCCCACCUCUUCGACUUCCUCAUCAUCUCCACCGGCUUCCUCACCGACACCCGCCUGCGCCCCGAGCUGCGGGAGGUGGCGGAGCACAUCGCCACGUGGGCCGACCGCUACACGCCCGCCGACCCCGCGGCCCGCAACCCGCUCAUUGACGUGCACCCCUACCUGGGGCCCAGCUUCGAGUACCAGCCCAAGGUUCCCGGCACCGCCGCCUACCUGUCAGGAAUCUUCGCGUACAACUACUCGGCCCUGGUCAGCCUGGGGCUCAGCGCGUCAGCUCUGUCGGGCUUAAAGUUCGCCAUCCACAAGCUGGUCACGGGCAUCACCCGGCAGCUCUUCCUGGACGACCAGGAUCUGUUCGUACGGGAGUUCCUGUCGUACCGGGUGGAGGAGUUCCUAUCCGCCUGGCCGCUACCGGAGAGCAGCAGCGGCAGCGGCACCACCGCCGCCACCCCGGCAGCAGCAGCGGCAGCAGCAGCAGCAGCAGCUGCGGCAGCAGCAGCAGGAGCCGAGGCGGGGGUUGCUACAGCUGAGGCUGCUGCUGCAUGUGCCGCUGUGGAGGAUGGGGAGAAGGAGGUGGAGGCGGCGGAGGUGGCCCCGGCUGCUGCUGGUUCUGGUGCUGCAGCAGCAGCGGAGGUGGAGGUGGUGGCGUAGGCGGCGGCAUGGAUGCUUUCCCCCUGCUGUUGCCUUCGGUUCCGGUAUUCUGGUAUAAUGGAAGGUGCCCUGGCUGGUGCUGCCGCAUUCGGCUCGUUUACCUCUUUACUGCCUGCGAUUUGCAGCACGAGAUCUGCCGGGGGGGAGGGGCAUAAAGGCCGGGAGGCGCGGCCUGGGGUGCCGGUAGCUAGGGUGCGGUGACUUAACAGGAGUGCUGAGGGCCCGGUGCGGCUUUUCACGGCCUCCGUGUAUUUGUAUGUGCACUGCGGUGCGGCUUUUCACGGCCUCCGUGUAUUUGUAUGUGCACUGCUGUAGCAGAGGAGCUGUACGACGUACGCCUGGGUGGAAGAAUAUGCGAAUUUAUGCUGCAUGUACUGCCCCGGGCUGUACCGUAUUUGCGGCUUCGAGUGUACCGUUUGACUAAUGUGUAUAUCUAAGCGCACGACAUAAGGAGGGUCCUUUAAUAAGGGGUCUCUUGGAAUCUGAGGUAGGAAUCUGAGGUAGGAACCAGGAGAGGUUAGGGGCCGUAGGAGCCACAGUGAAUAGCUGCGAGCUGGUUGUACGAUAUACGCGAUUGUUGCAGGCUGCAGGCUAGUGGAUAUGUCUUUGUGGCGUUUGGGCCUCACGUUGAGGAUCGGGGUUGUGUGCAUUCGGGUGAUGAUAAGACUUCGAAGUUCACGGUAGCUGACGCCUUAUGUACUAUGCGCUAGGUUUCUGUCUCUGUACCUUCACCUGAAUGAAGAAAGCGGUUUUACCAGGAAUUUCUCAUUUGAUGAAUAUGUCGGCUUAUCGCUGUGUACGGUGUUGCUGGAUAAGGUACCUAUCCUGAGCGACCCGUGGGUCGGUAUGCAUGCAACUCACUACUGUAUAGUAUGUUCGGAUGGUCAUUGUUGGGACACCUAUGUCAAGGCUGUCAACGUGUCAAGGCUGGAAAGGCUGCCCAUGAUGUU